Saccoglossus kowalevskii is the source of this 939-nucleotide messenger RNA. RefSeq lists its product as uncharacterized. Gene Ontology annotation, molecular function: oxidoreductase activity. Lineage: Eukaryota; Metazoa; Hemichordata; Enteropneusta; Harrimaniidae. Gene Ontology annotation, cellular component: cytoplasm. The record is from RefSeq and is a predicted model, not a curated record.
GUGUGGGUGUGUUGAUCAGACGUGAGGAUGUUCAAGGCACGUUCUGUUUUAGUUACUGGCAGUAACAGAGGCAUUGGGCUUGAAUUCGUAAAACAACUGAUACAACUGCCCAAUCCACCAGAACAUGUGUUUGCGUGUUGUCGUUCCCCAGAGAAUGCAGUGGAAUUAAAGAACCUUGUCAGUGAAAAUCCAUCAUUGAAAGUAAUUAAACUCGAAUUAGAAGAUUAUACAAGUAUUGAAGAAGCAGGAAAGCAAGUUGAACAAGUGGUCGGUGAGAAUGGACUCAAUGUACUAAUCAACAAUGCUGGAUAUUUUGGUGUCAGUGAAAUGAAUGAGAAAUUAGAAGAUGUCACUCCAGAGUCGCUGACUAAGCACUUUAAUAUUAAUGCAAUUGGACCUCUCAUGGUCACCAAGAGACUGUUGCCACUGAUUCGUUGUGCAGCUCAGCAGGGUGUGGGUGAUGAGAUGAGUGCAUCACGUGCUGCCAUCAUUAAUAUCACUACCAAGUGUGCCUCUAUAGCUGACAAUGGAAGUGCUAGAAUGUACGGAUACAGAACUUCAAAGAUUGCUUUAAAUAUGAUUAAUAAAAAUUUGGCAGUUGAACUGAAACCAGACAACAUAUUGUGUGUACUGAUGCAUCCUGGCUGGAUGAAAACUGACAUGACUGGUCCAAAUGCAUUGAUAACUACUGAAGAAAGUGUACGACCAAUGCUGGAUGUCAUAGGGUCACGACGACGCGAACACAAUGGAUUAUUAUUUGAUUACAAAGGAAAUCUGAUUCCUUGGUGAAUAUGUACACAAUAGUAUUGUGUUUUUUUAAUCUAGAAUAUAUUUGAUUUGUAUAACAUUUGUGUAGCUAAAAUUACCUUGUUGUAAAAAUAAUUUUUGCAAAAAGAAUGACAAAUUUACUGGUAUCAUCAAGAAUAAAGCCUGUGUGCG